AUGGAGAACUGCCGUGCAUUCCAGGGAGAGAAGCAGCCCGCGCCGAAGCAGAACAGUUAUGAGACCUACACUCCGGAGAGCAUGCAGCUGGUGAAUGCCUCGGUGCAGGGGUCCGAGCAUGUGCUCACCUGUAAGGUUCAGCACGAGGCACAGCCUCCCACCCGGGCCAGCCUCAUACUGUCCGCAGCAGCCCACAGCACAGACAACCCCCUUGGGAGCCCAGCUUUCCUCCUGGGUUUCAAAGUGCUGCUGGUGAUCGGUUUCAUGGUCUUACAUGUGCAGGUGGCAGAACCUGUAACAGGCCCCGCCAUGAGGGCCCCACCUGAGCAGACGGUGAGCUUCACCUGCAGAUCCCACGGCUUCUCCCCCAGAAACAUCUCCCUGAAAUGGUUCAAAAACGGGAAUGAGAUCGCAGCCUCCAAGACCAGCAUGGACCCAGAGGGAGACAGCGUUUCCUACAGCGUCUCCAGCACAGCCAAGGUGGUGCUGGCCCCGGGGGAUGUUCGCUCCCAGGUUAUCUGCGAGGUGGACCACGUCACCCUGCAGGGGGGCCCUCCUCUCCGUGGGACUGCCAACUUGUCUGAGACCAUCCGAGUUCCGCCCACCUUGGAGGUCACCCAACAGCCCAUGGCAGGGACCCAGGUGAACAUCACCUGCCAGGCGAAGCAGUUCUACCCCAGAGACCUCCAGCUGAGCUGGGUGGAGAACGGAAACGUGUCCAGGAUAGAAGCGGCGUCGACCCUCACGGAGAACAAGGAUGGGACCUUUAACCGGACGAGCUGGCUCCUGGUGAACUCGUCCGCCCACAGGGGGGAGGUGCUGUCCUGCCGGGUGGAGCACGACGGGCAGCCAGCGUGGACCAGCAAUGACCACAGUCGCUCAGUGCAUGUUGACUACCUGCAAAUCCCAGUUCAACUGUGA
This is a messenger RNA of Vicugna pacos (alpaca), 921 nucleotides long. The record is from RefSeq and is a predicted model, not a curated record. Lineage: Eukaryota; Metazoa; Chordata; Mammalia; Artiodactyla; Camelidae.